AUGGACAGCAGCAGCAGCAGCAGUAGUAGUUCAGAGCUGGACGACAACGAUGAGCUCAAUCUCAGCGAGGAGGGCAGUGUCAACGAACACCCACUGCAAUGGCAUGGCGACCACUGGGACGAGCUACUUGACUACGAGAGCCCGUACGUUGACACGUGGGAUGGAGAAGACUGGAUGUACACGCACCUUCAACUGGGCGACAGGAGCGUGUCCAAUGAGCAACUCUCCACCAAUCCUGACGCUCAACAUUGGCUGCAGAAGCUUGGUAAUUUGUCACGGGAAGACUUUCCUUCCCUCAAGUUUGCACCAGGCCAUUAUCGUCCAGCGAAGGUCCCUUUGUUCAGAGAUGAGGACACUGGCGACGAGUACCAAAUCCUUGUCAACCUUUCUGACGAUUUGAUCUAUGUCAGCUGCCCACUCGACAUAGUUCCAUUCAACGAGAGGGCCAGGCCUCUGAGUGUGGUCAUCUACCAAGGGGAACCCUCAGAAGGCACGCAAGGGGAUCCCGAGCUUCCGCGGUUCGUUAUACCACUUGGCCCACUGGCAGUCCGUAGCCAAUUCCGCUUCGCGGAUUCACAAAAGCCUUCCAAUCCCCGAACGGAGUUGACAGACUACCAAGUUGUCAUUGAUGCAGAGGAUGACUCCAUGCCUGUCUGGCUACUUUGCUCACGGAGGACAUUGAUCGAACGCCACAAGGGAUUCAACGGGCGCAACCCUCAGCUUCCCAUCUUCAAGGGGCUGAUGCAAUAUGAGGAAAUCGGUUACGAUGCUGCGUGCAUGCUGAGUUCUGUACACCGUCUUGGAGAUCGGCUCAGCUUUGAGGAGACUUGCGAUAUGGUCCGCAGGACUCGUGCUAAUGUGGAUCCAGUGAAAAGACAUGCGACGGUGGAAAAGAUGGAGGAGCUCAUUGGGGUUCCAGUCCCGGAAAGCUUCGACUAG
This is a messenger RNA of Diaporthe batatas, 939 nucleotides long. RefSeq lists its product as uncharacterized. The transcript has a single exon. Lineage: Eukaryota; Fungi; Ascomycota; Sordariomycetes; Diaporthales; Diaporthaceae. The record is from RefSeq and is a predicted model, not a curated record. The coding region runs from base 1 to 939 and encodes 312 amino acids.